GUCAUGACAGGUUAUAUACACGAGAAGUGGCCGUUCGCGACGCCCACGCCAUUCUUUCAUUUUGCUUUCUGUUCUUUCGUGUUUGUGAUCACACUGACAACAUGGCUAUGCCCAUCCGGAUUGAUGACUCUGACCCUAGUGUCAACUACACUGGGUCGUGGUUCAAGGGAGGAAAUCCUCCCGAGGAGUACAUGGGUACAACUCAUGGCGCCAUAACUAACGGUUCUACAAUGUCAUUUACAUUCAACGGAACCGCUGUCGCUCUCUAUGGCACCAUCGGCCCAAUUAACUCGGACUCAGACAACCAGACGACAACGUCGAUGUACGUCCUGGACGAAGCGAGCGCCGUCACGGUGACUGCGCCAAAGUCGCUGACAACCCAAUACGGCUACGCGUUCUUUCUCUCGCCGCAGCUGGCGGAUGAGCAGCACACGCUGACCGUCACCGCAACUGACGUCGUGUCCGACAACACCUUCUGGAUUGACUAUCUGGAGUACACGCCCAGCUCGAACACGAGCUCUAGCAGCGCCCCUCCACCGCCGCUUUCGAGCUCACCGACGUCAACCUCGACCCUGGCAGGGUCGGCGUCCACUGCGUUGCCUAGCGAUGACCUUGAUAUGAGCUCCGGGGGCCAUCAGCACCACAGCAGCCAGCACUCCACCACCAUCGUCGCCGCGGUGCUCGUCCCGAUAAUCCUCCUCCUCAUCCUGGCGCUCGCCGGCCUGUUCCUGUUCUGGCGCCGCCGCUUUGCGCGCUUGAGGUUUGCGCAGAGCACGUAUGACAAGGAGGCUGGUCUAUUUGACGAGCCAACGGUCGGCGGUCCUCCGGAAGCCCAUAUCAUUAGCCCAUACAUCUCAGCUGAUUCGUCGCCUGCGGGGGCUGGACAUACGCAUGCCCUGAGCGACGAGGCGCCGCCUCCGCAGGUUCCUGCUAAAGCUCAUACGACAGGUCACGUACCUAAAGGCGCCCAUAGCAGGACUAUCGAGUCUUCCGACGCAGGAGAGCCGGGACAGGAGCCUCCUCCAGCGUACGCAGGAGUCUGACCACAGCCCAUUGUGCAGUACUGGAUGCUGCUCUCCGGACACGCCGACGUGCUGGUCACGGACUUCAUAACCGUAAAAUUUGCCUGCUCGAACGUCGUUUGUAACAUAGCCCAAUGUCCCCAUCUUCAC
Molecule: messenger RNA, 1172 nt
Organism: Phanerochaete carnosa HHB-10118-sp
Lineage: Eukaryota; Fungi; Basidiomycota; Agaricomycetes; Polyporales; Phanerochaetaceae
Exons: 5
Coding region: 102-1043 (313 amino acids)
Source: RefSeq, a predicted model, not a curated record